This is a messenger RNA of Mixia osmundae IAM 14324, 381 nucleotides long. RefSeq lists its product as uncharacterized. The transcript has 2 exons. The coding region runs from base 1 to 381 and encodes 126 amino acids. NCBI's taxonomy places the organism in Eukaryota, Fungi, Basidiomycota, Mixiomycetes, Mixiales, Mixiaceae. The record is from RefSeq and is a predicted model, not a curated record.
AUGAAUCAGCGGGAUAGUGCCUUUGAUGCAGCGCUAGCAGAAGAGAUGGAAGUGCAGCGGGCAUCUGUAGCGAUGGAAGGUGGCAUGCCGAGCUGUAUGAAGCUCUUCGAUCGCAUGUUUAGCUGCCAUUCGGUACGAGCACAAGUCAAGGGCUACUACCGGCUUGGGGGCACGCCAGAUUGCUCGUGGCACUAUGAAAACUUCAAAUUCUGUCUGUCUGUCAAAAGCUUACCCAAACCUGAGCGAGAAGAGGAAUGGAUAGCUAGGCGAGCGAGAUGGUGGACCACUCGUCGACUCAAUGGGAGCUCUGAAGACUUUUGGACCACUCGGCCCAUUCAAGCGCACUUGCAAGAGCUGCGCGAGAGUUCUGCAGAGCAAUGA